Molecule: messenger RNA, 3232 nt
Organism: Trichogramma pretiosum
Lineage: Eukaryota; Metazoa; Arthropoda; Insecta; Hymenoptera; Trichogrammatidae
Product: serine/threonine-protein phosphatase 6 regulatory ankyrin repeat subunit B-like
Exons: 3
Coding region: 241-3141 (966 amino acids)
Molecular function (GO): protein binding
Source: RefSeq, a predicted model, not a curated record
UGUCAAAUUGAUCGCAGUUACGUUAAAUCAAUUUUCUCGUUCUCGAGUGCGUGGUUACGAAGAGGCAGCUGAAGAAGAGAGUUUUUAGCGAUCCCCAAGGGCUGAUUCUGUCUAAAAUAUAGGCAAAAAAAAUAAUCAUCUCCAUUUUCUGCGUAGAUAAAAUAUUCUUGGAUAAUCAGUAAGGAAGGCUAAACUUUGUUGUAUGCAAGCAAAUGAAAAUUACUAAACGAAUUAAUAAACAUGGAUCUUGAUGUUUCUACGAAUCUGAAUAAAUCCAUUCAGAAAGGAGAGUUCCAGGACGUACGCGAUAUAUUGGACGUGAGUGGAGUGCCGCCACAAGACGACACGUGGGAGGAUUUUCACAUUUUGAACGAAGCCCUCAAGUACGGGCACAAGGAAAUCGCUAAUUUGCUGAUCAGGCGGGGCUGCAAACGAAUCAAUAUCACAGACGAGGACUUCACCGAUGACACUCCUCUGCAUCAUGCCGUCGACACUUACGACCUGGAAUUGGUGCAACAGCUCGUGUCGAUGGGCGCGUGGCUCGAUGCCGAGAACAAGAAAAUGGAGACUCCCAUCCAUCGCGCCGGCAAACAUUACUUGAUUCGCCACGAGCCCGAACUGUGCAAGUACUUGCUGGGCUUGCACCUCGAAGCCGCAAGCUCCAACUUGCAGGAUCGCAAUGGAUUCUCGUACUUUCACGUUGCCAGCGCCUGUGGCGACAACGACUCCAUCAAUACAUAUUUGGACUGCAACGUCGACGUGAAUCAGAAAAUACGUUCGGGAAAAAGAAAGGGAUAUACUCCGCUACACUUUGCAGUCAUGUAUAAUCGCCUCGACACGGUCAGAUUAUUGCUAGACAAUGGGGCCAGUGUGGAGCUGCCAAACGCUGUCGAUAAUUCGACUCCGUUGCACAUGGCAUUCGAAUGUCAAAAUAAAAAAAUUACCGAAGAAUUGAUCUCGAGAUUGGAUAAAAACUGCAGUAAUCUGACUAACAAACGCGGAAUUUCACACUUCUUCAUAGCGUGUACCACCAAUAACACCGAAAUUGUUCAACACUUCAUAAACGAUGGUGCAGAAAUUUGCAAUUACAUCGACUACGCCGAUUCAAUUUACAAGGGAUACACCCCGCUGCAUUUUUCGGCACAAUACGGGAGCAUCGAAACAACCAAACUUUUAUUGGAUACAAAUCCCCAGUGUUUGUUUAUGGAUACCGCACCUGUGGCUCCGCUUCAUUUAGCAUUUCGUUACGGACACAACGACAUAAUUGAUCUCUUAUUAAAAAUAUACAACACUGUGUACCAGUGCAAAUCAUCCCGAAAUACAUUUGAUAUUUCGCACUUGCAUAUUGCGUGCUACAGAAAUAACAUUGAAAAUGUAAAAACACUGUUAAAGUUCAAUCAAGCACUACUACAACAGAGGUUUUGGGAAAAUUCCUUUGUCGGCUAUACGCCGUUGCACGUGGCUGUCGAGCAGCAAAAUAUAGAAACUAUUAAAUUAUUAUUAGAGGAUUGGGCUGAAAUAGAUGCCCGAGAUAGCUUUGGAUCGACUCCGUUGCAUUUAGUUUGCCAAGGAUCUCAAGUUGGUAUCAAGAUGUUGCAAAGAAAACUCUUGAAACUGAUCAAAGCAGGAGAUUUCGAUAAAGUCAUUGAUUCGAUUAUAUCUGCUAGCAAGCAAUGGAAAAUAAUAAAAUUAUUAAUGAGCAGCAAAAAUAAAAAUGUGAAUCUAGUGGACAAUUUUGGAAGGACUCCUCUCAUGGAAACUUACAACAACAAGAAUAAUUCCAUAAUUCUCUCCUUGUACAAUAAUUUGGAUACUAGACCGUUGGAUAAAAAGAGAAAAAAGUUGGGAGAAAUCAUCUCCCUUUUAAAUGUUAGACAUAAAUUGUUGGUGCAAUGUCUCGUAGAUCACGGAGCAGAUUUGAAUCAGCAAGACUCGUCCGGCCAAACCGUACUGCAUUAUCUGGCGAAGAAAAAUAAAAAUUUUGUGAAAAUCGAGAAGGACCUACUGAAGAUGUACAUCGCCAAGGGAGCCGACGUUAAUUUGACAGAUUCCACGGGUCACACGCCGCUCUACUACGCGGUGUGGAACGGCCACAAAGCGAUCGUCGACAUACUGCUGAGGCACAAGGCCGAUGUGAAUUGGCCCGAGAGCAAAUACACGAGGAGUCCGCUUCACGCGGCCGUGAUCGCGGCUCGCUCGAAGCAGCACAAAAACGUCGACGAUUACGUGGCCAUAAUCGAGAGUCUGAUCGAGCACGGGGCCGACGUGUACGUCCGGACCAACAAGGGCCUGACGGGUCUGCACCUGGCGCUGCUGCGCGAGGGCAAAGAUCGGGGCUACUUCCGCCCGGAGCCGAGUACCGUCAACUACCGCGACCGGGGCUCGCUGGCGCGCAGGAUCUAUCGCCACUUCGACGUGAACGUGCGCGACUACCAAGGCAUGACGGCGCUGCACUACGCCUGCCUGGACCAGGACGUCUUCAUGGUGCCUGCUCUGCUCGACGCGGGCGCCGAUUUGAAUGCCCUGGACCACAAGGGCCGAACACCCCUGACCAUGUGUCUCGACAUGAAAGAGCGUCUGUGCAUCCACUACUUCUUCGUGAACCACGUGAAGAAGCUCGAGCGAAUCUCGGCGCCGUUGAUCGACAAGAAUUUGCAGGCUUACCACGAGCUCCAGAACAGCGAGUACAAAAAGUUCUGUCUGGUGAAGUUGCAGAGUAUUCUGGACGUCUGCGAUUUCCACUACGUCACCGACGACGAGUGCAACGAGGAGAUCGAGAAAAUGAUGUCCGUCAGAAUCGACGACUUCGCUCGACUCUACGAUCUCAUUUUCAUGAGCUCGAAUCAAUUGGUCCGUUAUAUGGAAAAUGACACUCUUAGGCAAAUUUUGUCCGAUAAAAAUUUGACCAAGAAGUACCCGCUUUAUGGUUAUUUACUCAAGUUGCAACACACCAAAGGGAAGGAAAGAUUGCAACUGGUAAAAUUUGUGGCCCCAUACUUGAUUAAAUUAAUAGGUGCCGAGCUACCGAAAAAUUGUUACGACACGAUAAUUUAUCAUUUAAGCGACGAAAGUUUGUUGUACCUAUACGACUGCAAAGAAAGUCAAGUACUUACCGAAUGUAAAAUCAAAAUUUUAUCUUAACUGUCGAAUAUUUUUUUUGUUUAUGCGUCGAUAUUUGUUGACUUUUUUAUUGGUAAAUAAAUUUUAUCGGAGAUAAAUAUUUUCAAUAUAA